UUUUGCAAUACGGAAGCACGUUGUCUCGUUAUAUGAAGUUAACAAAACAAUUCUUUUAUCGAUAGAAACGUUAUAUAUAAUCCGUUUUGAGUUAGCAUAGAGACAGAAAGACAGCUUUAAUAACCAUACGCACACGAUGAGCAGAUUUAGCAAGCUUACUGCAUGAUAAUUUUCUAAAAUUUCAGAAAUAAAAAACUUUAAAGCUACGGUAUUGUAUAUAUUUUAAGGCGUUACGUUGUAUCCUCUAUUUAUUUUUUUUUUUUUGUUUUUUUGUGAAGUUUUAAAAGUUUUGCGUCAUGGAGAAACUACGAGUCAUUUGACAUCCUUCCUAGUUCCUCGUAUGGAAAUAAUCCAUCGCUUCAUAUUUUCACAUGCACUGACUGGAUUCACUCAUUCAGCCAUGAGACUGACCAGCACUGCUCUGCUCUUCCUCCUCCUCCUCAUCAGCUGUAAUUCACUGGCGAUCAAACCACAGCUCUUAGGCAGACACACAGUCCAAACCUACCCUCAUCACACAUCUGUCUCAUACAAAACUUUCUAUUUUGAUCAACAGAUUGACCAUUUUGGCUUUUUGGAGAAUGGCACAUUCAAACAGAGGUACCUUCUUAAUGACCAGCACUGGCACAAGGAAGGAGGCCCAAUCCUGUUUUACACGGGCAAUGAAGGAGACAUCACAUGGUUCUGUAACAACACUGGUUUCAUGUGGGAUGUAGCAGAAAGGCUGGGAGCCAUGCUGGUUUUUGCUGAACAUCGCUACUAUGGAGAGUCUAUGCCAUUCGGCGACGAAUCUUACAGCAAUGCAAAGUAUCUGAACUUCCUGACCUCAGAACAGGCUUUAGCUGACUUUGCAGUGCUCAUCAAAGCUCUGAAAACAACCCUGCCUGGAGCUCAGAAGAGUUCGGUCAUCGCCAUUGGCGGCUCCUACGGCGGGAUGCUGGCAGCUUGGCUGAGGAUGAAAUAUCCCAGUGCAGUUGUAGGUGCUCUUGCCGCGUCCGCUCCCAUCUGGCAGUUCAUUGUGCCAUGUGGAGAGUUUUACAAAGUGGUCACCCAUGAUUUCACCAUCAGUGGUACCAACUGUAGCAGCAACAUCAGGAGGUCAUGGGCGGCUAUAGACAGGGUCUCAGCAACAGGUGACGGUCUGCAGUGGCUGUCUCAGGAGUUUGGACUGUGUAGUUCUUUAAAGACUCCAGACGAAGUGUACGGCUUCAAGGCUUGGCUGCAGGAAACCUGGGUGAACUUAGCCAUGGUGGAUUAUCCAUAUGAAGCCAACUUCCUCCAACCACUUCCAGCCUGGCCUGUUAAGGUGGUGUGCAAAAGUCUUAAUUUUGAUACUGGUGUAUCAGACAAACAGCUGUUGAAUGGUAUCUCUCAAGCCAUAAAAGUGUACUACAAUUACACGGGAGAUGCAGUCUGUCUCAACACCUCACAAACAGCUACUGGGAAUCUGGGCUUACUUGGUUGGUACUACCAGAGCUGCACAGAGAUGGUAAUGCCAAUGUGUACAGACGGCAUCAUAGACAUGUUUGAGCCACAGUCAUGGAACUUCCAGGCCUUCUCAGAUGAGUGCUACAACCAGUUUGGAGUACGGCCACGGGAAGACUGGGCAGAAAUUGUGUACGGUGGGAGAAACAUAAGUGCUCACAGCAAUAUCAUCUUCAGUAAUGGAAAUCUUGAUCCAUGGAUGAGUGGUGGAGUGACCACAAGUCUUUCAGAAUCUCUGGUUGCCAUUAUGAUCGAUGGAGGUGCUCACCAUCUUGACCUGCGCUACAACAACAAGUUAGACCCAGAGUCAGUUAUCAAAACACGGGAGUUAGAAGUACGCUACUUCAAGGAGUGGCUCAAACAGGCAGCAACUACACAAUGAUAUGGAAUAAUAUUAAGAAACACAAAACGAACCAUUUCUAUUUGUUUUGUGCCAAAGUUAGGGGUCAAGAGUUAAUUUACUUGAUACUUAAGUGGAAAAAAUACAGUUUUUAUUUGGGAGUGGAUGGUAAGUUCUUUUUGGGGACAUGGUUGAUCAUAAUGUUCAUCAUUUUUUUUUUCUUUGUUUGUUUUGUGUGUGUGUGUGUGGUUUUUGAAGAAAAUUAAGGAACUGAAAGUGUCAGAAAACACCAUGUGCAAAACCACUCAGGGGAAGUGUCCUGUGCCAAAAUCUUUAAGUUAAUUGUAGCAAUACUAAUCAUACCUAUUCACAGUCAGCUAUGGUUCUUAACUGAAGUAUGCUACAUUUUAAAGGGAUAGUUCACCAGCAAUUAAAAUUCACACAUUCAUUUACCUUCACAGACCUGCCAAUCUGUACACAUUUUGCGUAGCAGCUACGCAUUUUGACCUCAAAGUACGCUGGUACGAUUUGUCACUCUAAACUAUGCAAAUAUCUAGUGACGCCCCGGUCCACGCACAGUAUUCAAAAGCAGAAAAAGAUGAAGAGUUCAACCAAUCAGAGCCUUUUUUUGUUUGUUUUGCAUGUAAAUAAUUUCUGCAUUUUAUUUCUCUCCUAGUAGCCUAUAGUUUCGGUUCAAAGCGGCUCGCACUCGCCCUGUCAGAUGCUCUGAUAGAAAGGCUGCAUGUGAGGCUGACAAAGACGUGCAGUUUAAUGUGUUUGAGAUGUGCUGUUUUCCUUAAUGCAUAACUUACAUUUCACAGGUAUAUUCUCCAUCUGAAAAUGUUUAAAAAGCCAUGGAAAUAUUUACAUUUUGCUGUCAGAAGUGCAUGAGCUUUUGCUUUAGUGAUUCAUUUAGAACGAGUGCUGCCACGCGCAUGCGUGCCAACAGACAGAGCUCAGUGAAAUGGGAGAGCAAUAACUGACUAAAAUAUACAUUUUGCUGAAAUAUUUGUAGUUGUGUAAUAAGUAUGAUAGCACUAACUGUAAAGUGUAAUGGGGUAAUCAAAAUAACCUUUUUACUCAGUUAGUCAGUGCUUUGUAUUAUUUUCAUUUUUAGUUUAGUAACUUUAACUUCUGCUUUAAAAUAGCAAAAAAUAAAUUAAAAAAUAAAAAAAAUAGCAAAAAUUAACUAAACAGUUAAGGUAAACAGUAAACUGUAAACAAUAAAUUGUUUACCCCCACUCCACCACACCAACUACCACCCCUCCCCCCGCCCGCCAUGCUGAUGGUACUCAAAAAUAUUUUCCAAGGUUGGCAGGUCUGCCUUCAUAUCCUUUUAAAAUCAUAUGAUUUUUUUCUUCUAUGGAACUGAAAAGGAUUUUUUUUUUUUUUCUAGAUGAAAGGGACAAAAAAAUUAGUUCAUAUGAAUCAUGUACCAUGUUUACAGUUCCGCAUUUUUCAAAUGUCAUGUGUUGUCAUUGGUUACUGAACAUGUAAGAACCAAACUUAUCAUUUGAAAACCACAGUUAAGGGGAUAAUUUACGUUUUGAUGUGUUUUCCUCACAAAGGUUUAGUAAAUCUUUAGAAUAUUUGGAAUAUAGUGAUGUAGACAAUGUUUAUGCUGGUUUUAUGUUUCUAUAUUGUUCUUUUUGGAGCUUAACAGCACACCCUUGUUGCUACAUGUCUCUAUUGCAUAGAAAACAGUGAAUAUUAACAUUCUACAUACUCCUUUGGUGUUCCAUGGAAAAACAUCAUAUAGGUUUGGAACAAGAGUUUGAGUAAAUUAUGCCAGAGUUUUCAUUUUUGGGGGUAAAGUAUUCCUUUUAUUCAGUUGAAACAUUUAGGAAUAAUUUCUACUAUUUAGAACUCAAACAGUUUGAAAUAGUCACUAAAAUUAGCUCGAUCUAUAGUGUUAUUGUUUUAAUGUGCAUACAUAAUCACCACAAGUCUUCUGUUUUCUAAACAAACUGUGAACACUCCUGCUUGUACUACCUGGUUGUGUUAUUUUCUUAAUUUUGCACUUUUUUUUUAAAGGAAAUGAUGCAUGAAUAACAGAAUAAAUGCACAUGAAUGGAAGUAA
Molecule: messenger RNA, 3902 nt
Organism: Cyprinus carpio (common carp)
Lineage: Eukaryota; Metazoa; Chordata; Actinopteri; Cypriniformes; Cyprinidae
Product: prolylcarboxypeptidase (angiotensinase C)
Exons: 10
Coding region: 341-1864 (507 amino acids)
Biological process (GO): angiogenesis involved in wound healing; proteolysis; regulation of blood vessel endothelial cell migration
Molecular function (GO): serine-type exopeptidase activity; dipeptidyl-peptidase activity
Source: RefSeq, a predicted model, not a curated record